UCUUGCUCUUGCUCCUUUGCCUGCUUGCUGCGUGAGACUGAGUAACUGCUAGAUCCUUGGACUUCCAUUCACAGCUGCGACUGAACAAUUGUUGGGAAUUGAGCUGCCGACUCCUAGGACUGAAGAACAAUCCUGAGAACAAUGGGAAAAGAGGCCACUGCUCAUCUCACCCACUCUGGCAACUGAGGCAGGUGGGUCACAAGUUAGGCCAGCUAGGACCCUCAACAGCAGAUCUUGAUAAGAUCCUGAAAGAAGUUAAAAUCAAAACUACAAAGUGGGUGACAGCUCAGACUUGGUGGGCUGAGUGAGGACCCCUCUACCGGAAUCCCUAAGGAUGGGCUUCCAGGAUCUCCCCACACUCCAACAGCUGGCGAUCCAGGGGCUGGCGAGUAAUGAAGACACGGCUGUCUCUGCUCUGAAGGACCUGCCCAAAGUCUUCUUCCCCCUACUGUUCAAGAAUGCCUUCAUUAAAAGACACGUAAAACUUGUGAAGCACAUGGUAGCAAAUUGGCCCUACCCAAACCUCUAUAUUGGCCCCCUGAUGGAUUAUUACCAUGUUGAUACCUUCCAGGCUGUGUUGGAUGCAGUGGAUUGGCUGAGUAGCCAGAAGGUUCGGCCUAAGAGGUGUAGACUGAAAGAGCUCAAUUUGGUGGAUGUCAACUGUGACUUCCUGGAAAUAUGGACUCCAACACGGGAUCUUCUCCGAGUUCCACCAACACAAUCAGAGGAGAAAGAGGAGGAAGAUCACACAACAGAGAUGGUGCAACCAAUAAGUGUUCAUGCUGACUAUGUCUUCCUGUACCCCAUUCUCAAACAGGACCAUGAGCACUUCUUUCGGUGGGUCAGGCAGAGAUUAGAUAUAAUGCCCUUCGCUUCUUAUAAGUUAGUACCAAAAAAGAAAAAGUUGAGACAGGACAAGAUGCAGGAACCCUUGGGGUAGCAUGGGAUCUGUCGUUACAUUCAGGUGGUUUUAAGCCACCUGGCAUGGGGGCUCUGAAAAAGCAGUCUCUACUCUCUUAACCCUUUAGGCAUCUCUCUAGCCUCAAAAUAAUCAUGUUGUGCCGUGGGCUGGCUUAGAUCUCACUAUGUAGACGACCUCCCUCAGCUUCUGCCUGUGGCGCAUUGAAAGGAAAGCAGAGCACAGCCAUGACUGACUAUGUGCUUUUCUUCUUGAUGGUUUUGUAUGUCUGCCAAGGCUUGACUCAGACAUGACAACAGUGUUUCUGUCUCUUGGGUAUUUUUUUGGUUUGGUUUGGUUUGGUUUGGUUUGGUUUUUUUUUUUUUUUUUGGUUUUUCGAGACAGGGUUUCUCUGUAUAGGUAUAGCCUUGGCUGUCUUGGAACUCACUCUGUAGACCAGGCUGGCCUUGAACUCAGAAAUUCGUCUGCCUCUGGCUCCCAAGUGCUGGGAUUAAAGAUGUGCGCCACCAUACCUGGCUGGGUUUUUUUGUUUUGUUUUUUAUUGAUUACUUUAUUUACACUUCAAAUGUUAUCCUCCUUCCCAUUUUCCCUUCUGCAAACCCUCUGUUCCAUGUCCCCUUCCCCUGCUUCUAUGAGGGAGCUUCCCCCAUCUACCUACCUACUCCCACUUCACUAUUAUAGCAUUCCCCUAUGUUGGGGCAUAAAGUCUCCACAGGACAAAGGACUUCCCCUCCCAUUGAUGCCAGAUAAGGCAAUCCUCUGCUACAAAAGCAGCUAGAGUCAUGGGUCCCUCCAUUUGUACACUAUCAUUGAUGGUUUAGUCCCUAGGAGCUCUGGGGACUCUGGUUGGUUGAUAUUGUUGUUCUUCCUAUGGGGUUGCAAACUCCUUCAGUCCUUCCCCUAACUCCUCCAUUGGGGUCCCCAUGCUCAGUCUGAGGCUUGGCUGUGAGCAUCCACAUCUAUAUUGGUCGGGCUCUGGUAGAGCCUCUCAGGGGGCAGCCAUGCCAGGCUCCUGUCAGCAAGUGCUUCUUGGCAUCAGCAAUAGUGUCUGGGUUUGCUGUCUGCAAGUGGAAUGGAUCCCAAGGUGGGCCAGUGUCUUGAUGGCCUUUCCUUUGGUUUCUGCUCCACUCUAUUCCCUGCACACCAUGUUUUCUGUAUUCAUUCCUCUGUUGAGGGGCAUCUGGCUCUUCCCAGCUUCUGCCUCUGGAUGACUGAAAUUAAAUGGUGCACAACCUUCC
Messenger RNA from Mus musculus (house mouse), 2157 nucleotides. Its product is annotated as predicted gene 12790. The transcript is spliced from 4 exons. Bases 335 to 940 code for a protein of 201 amino acids. NCBI's taxonomy places the organism in Eukaryota, Metazoa, Chordata, Mammalia, Rodentia, Muridae. The record is from RefSeq and is marked validated.